Molecule: messenger RNA, 2224 nt
Organism: Cervus elaphus (red deer)
Lineage: Eukaryota; Metazoa; Chordata; Mammalia; Artiodactyla; Cervidae
Product: dihydrodiol dehydrogenase 3-like
Exons: 12
Coding region: 1154-2125 (323 amino acids)
Biological process (GO): daunorubicin metabolic process; progesterone metabolic process; doxorubicin metabolic process
Cellular component (GO): cytosol
Molecular function (GO): ketosteroid monooxygenase activity; bile acid binding; aldose reductase (NADPH) activity
Source: RefSeq, a predicted model, not a curated record
UGACACUUCGAAUUCUGGUAAAUUACUUUGGUGUGUCCUUGUAUGGGCACUGCCCACUCUGCCCAGCAUAGGCAUCACGGGGAGGUGAACUGGAUCCAGAGGCACUUAGGGGGCAUCUGUGGGCUUGGGGCACAUGGGCUGCCCAGUAAACCAGCCCGAGUCCUGGGCAGUGUCCUGCUGCCCCCUCAGCCUGUUCCAGGAGCAGGAGCGGCUCCAUGGGGAUGGUUCUGUACAGCCUUGGAGUGGACGAGGCUUCCUGCUGGUGUCAUGUGUUUUCAGAAGAUGUGAACCUGAUGUGCUCCUGGGGGAGCUGAGCUCAGCGUCCUCUUGCCCACCUGGAGCUCCUCCCCAGGACAGCGUGUGACACUCACUGUUCGCUAACAGUGGCUCCUGUGAUUGUUCAGGAAGAGUCAGUGCCAAUUUAUCUUCUUCCUUUCCUGGACCAUGGUUUCCUCUUUCUUUUUUUCUUUCUUUCUCCUUCCUUCCUUUCUCUCUUUCUGUCGUGUGUGUGUAUGUGUUCCUGCGUGUGUUCAUAGUUGGGUACUUGAAACAACAGGCAUGCACUCACUGCUGGUAGAUUUGUUUCGUGUCCUGACAGUCCUUCACUAGUUUGCUUGGCAUACUCCUAGUCCUGGGAUCAGCCCGAAGGAAAACUGAUGACAACUUGGUUCAUUUCUGAGUCAUAAUCUUGCCUGGCAUAUGUGAACCUUUUUUAUUCUCCUGAAUUUAUGAUUGUUUUUGAAAUGCCCUACUAUCCCCCAAAUGCACACUCCAGUUUUACUCAGAGUUUUACAUGGUCUAGUCUAUGUCUCCACUCGUAUCCUCUGUCCCUGGCCCCACAUAUGUAUAGUUCCCCUGCAGCUGUAAUGAGAUACUCUAGCUGCUCUUCAGUUUAAGCUUAGAAUAUUGAGUGAAACAGACACCAGUUUCCAGGCAGCCCGCAAGUAGGUUGGAACAUUGCAGAUAAGGUUUUCUGUGAUCAUUCUGGUUUGAGGGAGGCAACUGGGAGACUGCAUUUCCCUAAGCAGAAGGAGGGUACAGUGUAUCUGCUAACAUUGGACAGUGCAGCUGGGGCAUUACCUUUCUAUUAAUUAUAACCUGUGAAGGCAGAAGAAAAAUAUCAGAGUCUGCUUACUCAGAGGAACAAUAGGCAAUGGAUCCCAAAUACCAGAGGGUGAAGCUUAAUGAUGGCCACUUCAUUCCUAUCCUGGGAUUUGGAACCUAUGCACCUGAGGAGGUUCCUAAGAGUGAAGCUCUGGAGGUCACCCAAUUGGCUAUAGAGGUUGGGUUCCGCCAUAUUGACUGUGCUCAUUUGUACCAAAAUGAAGUGCAAGUUGGACAAGCCAUUCGGAGCAAGAUUGCAGAUGGCACUGUGAAGAGAGAAGACAUAUUCUACACUUCAAAGCUUUGGUCCACUUUCCUUCAACCAGAGUUGGUCCGACCAGCCUUGGAAAAGUCACUGAAAAAUCUUCAACUGGACUAUGUCGAUCUCUACAUUAUUCAUUUUCCACUGGCUCUGAAGCCAGGAGAGGAGCUUUUUCCAAAAGAUGAAAAUGGAAAAGUGAUAUAUGACUCUGUAGAUUUCUGCCGCACAUGGGAGGCCCUGGAGACAUGUAAAGAUGCAGGGCUGGCUAAGUCCAUCGGGGUGUCCAACUUCAACCACAAGCAGCUGGAGAAGAUCCUGAACAAGCCAGGGCUCAAGUACAAGCCCGUCUGCAACCAGGUGGAAUGUCACCCUUACCUCAAUCAGAACAAACUGUUGGAGUUCUGCAAGUCACAUGAUAUCGUUCUUGUUGCCUAUGGUGCUCUGGGAUCCCAACGAUUGAAAAAUUGGGUAAACCCGAACUACCCUAUUCUUUUGGAGGACCCAGUUCUUUGUGCCAUUGCCAAAAAGCACAAGCAAACACCAGCUCUGGUUGCCCUUCGCUACCAGAUACAACGUGGGGUUGUGGUUCUAGCCAAGAGUUACAACAGGAAGCGGAUCAAAGAGAACAUGCAGGUUCUUGACUUUGAAUUGACUCCAGAAGACAUGGAAGCAAUUGAUGGCCUCAACAGUAACAUACGAUAUUAUGAUUUAGUCUUCCUUGCUGAUCACCCUGACUACCCAUUUUCUGAAGAAUACUGAUUGUGAGCAAUCCAUCAUGGUCCUAUCAGAAUUUACUGAUUAUUGGGGUGUGGAGAGGAAUGUUAUGAUUGGUGGAGCUAAUUAAAAGCUGUGUCUCUA